AUGGCAUAUAUUUCUGAAACUGAGCUGAAAUUUUUGCGUCUGUUAGAAAGAACGAAACGACUGACAAAAGAGGACCUAUCGGCGAAUGUUUGGAAGGUGUCCGCAGCGACGAAAAUCCUGAACAACUUGAUAUAUGUGCUGCAAAAUGACGUUAAAACUAACGAUAUUCUGCACGAAUAUCGACAAGAGGUGCUGCAGCUGAAGCUGUUGGCUGAAGCGGAGAGUAAAUCAUCCACCGAGGAGAGGCUGAAAGUGAUCGAAAAAAUUCCACGUGUCUUCGCAGAUGUUCCAGUUGAUGUAGAGGAUACUGAUAGUGCAAAACCGUUCGAAAAAGAGUCGGCAGCCGGGCUCCGUGCUAUCCAACGCUCAAUUUAUCGAUCGGAUCUUCGGAAGCAGCUUCUAACGUCGAAUAAGCAGAAAAAUAAUGCCGACGAAAUAUUCAUAAAAAACGAGCGACUCGAGGAGGAUCUCGCCAAUGAUUUACUCUCAAUGACGAGAUCUCUGAAAACGGUGAUGUCGGCUGCUGGAGAGGUUAUUAAGGAUGAUAAUCAGAAAUUGACAAAGAUGCAGAAACAAGUCGAGGAUAAUACGAAAGCGUUAGAGAUCGAAUCCGCUCGUGCCGCCCAUCACGCCUACAAAUGUGGACUGGAUUGUAUGCGAGUCUUCUUGUUUAUGUUUCUCCUCAUGAGUUUCGUCUCGAUGGUCGUCGUUAUGAAGAUUUUUCCGAAACGGGCCACUUAUUAA
Molecule: messenger RNA, 744 nt
Organism: Caenorhabditis remanei
Lineage: Eukaryota; Metazoa; Nematoda; Chromadorea; Rhabditida; Rhabditidae
Exons: 7
Coding region: 1-744 (247 amino acids)
Biological process (GO): retrograde vesicle-mediated transport, Golgi to endoplasmic reticulum
Cellular component (GO): SNARE complex; endoplasmic reticulum
Molecular function (GO): SNAP receptor activity
Source: RefSeq, a predicted model, not a curated record